CUGCUUUACACCGGUCCACCAAAUCAUGCAGCACCACCACCCACAUUGACCUUGGGAUGGUCCCCACUGCCAGACGUUGAACCUGCUCCUGAAUCUUGAUCUCCUGAUAAUUACAACACUUCUGAGGCUGGCCACCUGGAACACUAUACUUCUUCUGGAUUCCGAAUGAAAGAAAUAACUGCGAGACCAAAUGUUUGUGGAGAAUAUUCAAGGGAAUUUGAUGUACAGAAAAAAGUUCAUAAAAUUAUAUCCUCUAUAGAAAAUGUUGACAACACGACAAGUUCUCCAGUAAAAUCACUGAAUACAGGUUUUGGUCAACUUACUUUACCGAUAUGGAAAAAUGGUCACUGUGGUCUUCAUGGCGCAACACAUCCACCAAGUCAUUUCGAUAAUACAGACUGAACUAUAGCUAGAAUACAAUAUUUAUACAUUAAACAAUCACCACGAAAAUGAAAAACCAAGGAGGGAGAAUGGCGGGAAGCAUCAUUCUAACAUUGGCGCUGUUAACUGUGGUCGCAUCGUCACCUUCCGACGGUAGGACGGACCCUGUGAUCGGAAUAGACCUGGGCACCACGUAUUCGUGUGUUGGAAUUUUCAAAGACGGACAUGUUGAAAUUCUUCCGAAUGAACAAGGAAAUCGAAUCACGCCAUCUUAUGUUGCCUUCAAUGCUGACGGGGAAAGGUUGAUCGGAGACGCCGCCAAAAAUCAACUGACUUCAAACCCCAAAAAUACGAUCUUUGAUGUUAAACGAUUCAUUGGACGAGAAUGGGACGAUACAACGGUGCAGAAAGAUGUACAAUAUUAUCCUUUCAGCAUCGUGAAGAAACACAACAAACCCCACGUCCGGGUACUUGUAGGCGAACAGGAGAGAGUGUUCGCACCAGAGGAAAUUUCCGCCAUGGUGCUGGGGAAAAUGAAGGAAAUAGCCGAGGGCUACCUCAAGCAAAACGUCACCCGAGCUGUAAUUACAGUCCCGGCGUAUUUUAAUGACGCCCAACGACAGGCAACAAAGGAUGCUGGGACGAUAGCAGGUUUAGAGGUGCUCCGAAUCAUCAACGAACCAACCGCGGCUGCCAUUGCUUAUGGACUAAACAAAAACGGAGGAGAAAAGUCUGUCCUGGUAUUUGACUUGGGUGGAGGUACGUUCGAUGUGUCGCUCUUGACAAUUGACCAGGGAGUGUUCGAAGUCGUAGCUACCAGUGGAGACAACCAUCUUGGAGGGGAAGACUUCGACCAGCGAGUAAUGGAUUUCCUGAUCAAGAAACACAAGAAAUCUAAACAUGUGGAUCUACGAAAAGACGACCGUGCUCUACAGAAGUUACGUCGAGAAGUAGAAAAGGCUAAGCGAACACUCUCCUAUCGUCAUGAAACACGUAUUGAAAUAGAGUCUCUCAUGAAUGGCGAAGAUUUCUCUUACACUCUUACGAGAGCCAAGUUUGAGGAACUGAACAUGGACUUGUUCCGAUCAACUUUAAAUCCCGUUAAACAAGUUCUGAAGGACGGUGACAUGAAAGUCUCGGACGUUGAUGAAAUCAUUCUUGUGGGGGGAUCCACACGUAUUCCCAAAAUACAGCAACUUGUCAAAGACUUCUUUGGCGGAAAGGAGCCAAGUCGUGGUGUUAACCCAGACGAAUCGGUGGCAUAUGGUGCUGCUGUUCAGGGGGCGGUGCUAAGUGGAGCAGACGAAACUGGUGACGUCCUUGUUGUGGACGUCAACCCUCUCACCUUGGGAAUAGAAACAGUGGGUGGAGUCAUGACUAAACUGAUUCCACGCAACUCCCCCAUUCCUAACCGGAAGUCACAAAUAUUUUCUACAGCAGUCGACAACCAGCCAACGGUGACAAUUCAAGUAUUCGAAGGCGAACGAGCCAUGACGAAACAUAACCACCUUUUGGGAACAUUCGAGUUGACUGGAAUACCACCUGCUCAGAGAGGAAUUCCUCAAAUUGAAGUGACUUUUGAAAUAGAUGCAAACAGUAUUCUGACAGUAUCAGCAGAAGACAAGGGGACCGGAAGUAAGAAUAAAAUUACAAUUCAAAAUGACAACAAUAGAAUAUCUCCAGAAGAGAUAGAGAAGAUGAUUAAAGACGCUGAAAAGUUCGUCGACGAAGACAAGAAAGCCAAAGAAAUCAUUGACGCUAAGAAUGAACUGGAGCAUUUUGCAUAUUCACUUAAAAACCAGAUAAGUGAUAAAGGGCAACUUAAAGAUAAACUCAGUGAUGAGGAUACAACUACCAUCCAGGAGGCAGUAGAGUCUACGAUUGGCUGGAUUGAGUCCAAUCCUGACCCUGAACUUGAUGAUCUCAAAGCAAAGAAAUCCGAGUUAGAGAGUAUAGUACAACCAAUCACAAGCAAGCUUUAUCAAGGAAACCAGAGUUCAAAGGCCGGCGAUCGAGAGGAGCUUUAAUAAAUGGGUUUUCUUCAUAAAGUAGGCUGGACCUUGAUCUGUGAUAUCAUUAUAAUAAGAAAAUGUCCCGUCACUAUUUAUUUCCAUCUCUCAUUUUUAUCAUACCGUACAAUGCUAUGCGUUGUUCAUAUUUGUUGUUUGUUCAGUAUUUUUAUUACGUUAAAUAAUAAAACUGUGAAAAAAGU
Messenger RNA from Ostrea edulis (European flat oyster), 2593 nucleotides. Its product is annotated as endoplasmic reticulum chaperone BiP-like. Bases 450 to 2408 code for a protein of 652 amino acids. Gene Ontology annotation, biological process: endoplasmic reticulum unfolded protein response; protein refolding; cellular response to unfolded protein. Gene Ontology annotation, cellular component: nucleus; endoplasmic reticulum chaperone complex; endoplasmic reticulum lumen. Lineage: Eukaryota; Metazoa; Mollusca; Bivalvia; Ostreida; Ostreidae. The record is from RefSeq and is a predicted model, not a curated record. Gene Ontology annotation, molecular function: heat shock protein binding; ATP binding; ATP hydrolysis activity. The transcript has 9 exons.